Molecule: messenger RNA, 366 nt
Organism: Galeopterus variegatus (Sunda flying lemur)
Lineage: Eukaryota; Metazoa; Chordata; Mammalia; Dermoptera; Cynocephalidae
Gene: S100A3
Product: S100 calcium binding protein A3
Exons: 3
Cellular component (GO): cytoplasm
Molecular function (GO): transition metal ion binding
Source: RefSeq, a predicted model, not a curated record
AUGGAUGAACGAGAUCAGCCCAGCCUGUCUCCUCCAACCAUGCUGGAAGGACACAGUGAGAAUGGCCAGGGCCCGGAGCAGGCAAUAGCUGCCAUCGUGUACACCUUCUGGGAAUAGGCAGGGCACAGUGGUGACAAGUACAAGCUCUGCCAGGCAGAGCUCAAGGAGCUGCUGCAGAAGGAGCUACCCACCUGGACCCCGGCUGAGUUUCUGGAGUGUGACCACAACAAAUUCAUGAGUGUUCUGGACAUCAACAAGGACUGCGAGGUGGACUUUGUGGAGUAUGUGCACUCUCUCGCCUGCCUCUGUCUCUACUGUCACGAGUACUUCAAGGGCUGCCCUCCAGAGCCCCCCUGCUCCCAGUAG